AAUUCAACUUAGACGCUACAACAGCGUGAUUUAUUAUUAUGAAACCAGAAUCAGGCGGAAAUUUUAGAGGCGGACGCGGUAGAGGUGGUCAGAGGCAUAGUUUUGGUGGUGAAAAAAGUGCUGGAGAUGAAAGCCGAGGUGGAGGUAGAGGUGGACGUUUCAGUGAGAGAGGCGGGUUCAGAGGUGGACGUGGAGGUGACUUCGGUGGACGUGGUAGAGGACGAGGUGACUUUGGUGGUCGAGGUCGUGGGGGUUUCAAUAGGGGGACACCACGAGGAAGGGGUGGACGUGGAGGAAUGAGAGGAGGGAAGAAAGUGUUGAUAGAGCCCCAUAGACAUGAAGGUAUUUUUGUUGCUAAAGGCAAAGAGGACUGCUUGGUAACGAGAAAUGUUGUUGUUGGCGAGUCUGUUUAUGGUGAAAAGCGAAUCAGCGUUGAGGAUGAUGCAGGUGGUAAAAUUGAAUACAGAGUGUGGAAUCCCUUUCGAUCGAAAUUGGCAGCAGGCAUAGUUAACGGGCUUGAUCAGAUUCAUAUCAAACCAGGGAGUCGUGUUUUAUAUUUGGGAGCUGCUAGCGGAACUACUGUCUCCCAUGUUUCUGAUGUAGUCGGCGCAGAUGGAGUAGUUUAUGCUGUGGAAUUCUCGCAUCGUUCAGGACGUGAUCUUCUGAAUGUCGCUAAGCAUCGAACAAAUGUGGUUCCAAUAAUAGAAGAUGCUAGACAUCCUCACAAAUACAGGAUGCUUGUUGGUAUGGUGGAUUGUAUAUUUGCUGAUGUCGCUCAACCUGAUCAGUCUAGAAUAGUAGGGGUCAACGCCGAGUACUACUUAAAAAAUGGAGGUCAUGCUGUUAUAUCCAUCAAAGCCUCAUGUAUUGACUCGGUUGCUGCUCCUGAGGUUGUGUUUGCAAAGGAAGUAGAUACACUACGAAAAUUACAAUUCACUCCACGUGAACAGGUUACUCUUGAACCAUUCGAACGUGGUCACGCUAUGGUAACUGCUCAGUAUCGAGCACCGAAAAAGGUUAAGACUGAACAAUAAUAGCGUUUACUUGGUUUGUAUAUGUAAAUAAAACAUUUCGUUGAGACUUUUCGAGAUUGUACAACACAUGUAAUAAACGUCUUACUGAUUCGUACCGU
This is a messenger RNA of Schistosoma margrebowiei, 1132 nucleotides long. Lineage: Eukaryota; Metazoa; Platyhelminthes; Trematoda; Strigeidida; Schistosomatidae. The record is from the annotation of a GenBank genome assembly.